AUGACCUCACAAUUAUACGAGACUUUCAAAGCGGAAAUGAUGACUGACGACAUGUUGGCCGAAGUCGCGCACCUUUUCAACAGCAACUAUGGAACUUGGGGGCCAACUAUCCCAUGCACCUGUGAAAGUUCCUACGCACGAGUGACUGUUGACGGGAAACUCGCCGGACAUGCAUUUGCUUGUCGCUGGAUGUGGCAGAGCAGGGCUGUUUGCUGGAUUACUCAACUUGUGGUCGAUCAGCAUCACCGCGAAAAGGGACUUGCAACUGGUCUUUUGCGAACCCUUGGGCAAUUCCAAUGA
Molecule: messenger RNA, 300 nt
Organism: Penicillium waksmanii
Lineage: Eukaryota; Fungi; Ascomycota; Eurotiomycetes; Eurotiales; Aspergillaceae
Exons: 2
Coding region: 1-300 (99 amino acids)
Molecular function (GO): acyltransferase activity, transferring groups other than amino-acyl groups
Source: RefSeq, a predicted model, not a curated record